CGUCAUUUAUGACUUAACAAUGGCAUUCCCUAUUUUUAUAGCAAAGUACAGUACAGAGUUUGUGAAAGUAAAUUUAACACAAGAACCAUGCUUCGUUCACUUUCUGCUGUGGCUCUGGUAGUAUCGCAGGUCGCUGACGCCGCCUCGGCACGUGCUGACCCCAAGCAAGAAUUACACGAGUUUCUACAAACUGUACAAGAUAUGGUAGUCCCUAAUCCAACCCACGCCCCCCUUCCCGGAGCACGUGCUGAUAUAAAUUCCUUAGCCGAGGUGAUAGGUAUAAAUGUGACAUCCAGUCUUUUGAGUGUACAGCCUGUGCCUAUAGAUGCGUACACAGAUUUUGCUGUGUGUGGUAUAGAUUUGGCGUCUGGUCAAGAUUGUAAUAUGACCUAUCUUCGUGCAAAUCAAGGGGCUAGUAAAGGGUGGAUCGUGAGGCCAGACCCGACGGAAACUAAGGCGAUAUGUAAUGACGGUACACCCUUCGCUUUUCAGGUGUUUCCUGGAUCAACAGACAAUGUAAUGUUUUGGUUUCAGGGUGGAGGUGGCUGCUAUAAUUAUGAGACGUGUCGCGCAGUACCUGUGGCCACUAUAAACUUCCGGCCCGAAGAUUCGGGAAUUUUUGAUUUUAGUAAUUCUGAGAAUCCGGUGGUGAAGGGGGGCUGGUCCAUCAUUGUGAAUAAUUAUUGUAGCGGCGAUUUAUUUCUUGGUAAUACGACGAUGGUGACCAACAGUAGUGAUAGCGAGGGUGAGAACUCGACCAUCCAUUUCAGGGGUGUGCAGAACACGUUGGAGGUUUUUGGCUAUUAUGAUCGACAUCUGCAAGGACUCAACGAGACCAACCCAACAUCACAUCGAUUGUCUGUGUCAGGUUGUAGUGCCGGGUCUUUAGGCGCUCAGAUAUGGAACGAUUACAUGGUCCAAAAUUACAGAGCUGAACGCACAUUACUAGAUAGCUAUAUAGGAAUGCUUCCCGAAUAUUUUGGAGUGUUUGUGCGAAAUUUAGGUUCGUGUCAAGUUGGCGAAGAUAUUCUGGGCUGGACAGAAGAGAUGGUCGCUGUAUGCAACGCAGGUGGAUUGUAUAGCUUUGAAAAUUAUGUGUAUGGGCCUUUUUUGAAAAGUCAUGUUGGGUAUCCUUCGGGUUAUCUUGGUUCAUUUGAUGAUGCAACACAGAAGCUAUUCUAUGUUCUAUCAUCAUCUGAUGAUUAUGAGUCGGGCGUACUAUCAUUUGCGCCAGCAUUUGGAGAGUCGCAAAAAUUCACAUCUACGCUUUUUGGAAUUCUGGAUAACUACACUGACAUAAACGCAGCAUCAACCUACUAUCUAGUCGAUUCAGCGAUGCACUGCUUUUUACCCCGAGAGUCUCUAUACAACGCAACGCUUACCACCGCGCCACACGGAGGAGAACAAAGUAUGCUCGAGUAUAUCGAUGCGUUUCUGAAUGUUGCAGUCACACCUCUGUACACAGAAGAAGAUAAGUUAUGAGUGGUGAUCGUAAAGUGAGUUUAGAUUAUAGGUCUAAGAUCGUAAUAACAAUAAUUGUCUCAAUUCAAAAAUAAAUAUAAAAUAUACAUGUAGGA
Messenger RNA from Sphaeroforma arctica JP610, 1577 nucleotides. RefSeq lists its product as hypothetical. Gene Ontology annotation, molecular function: hydrolase activity. The coding region runs from base 88 to 1482 and encodes 464 amino acids. The record is from RefSeq and is a predicted model, not a curated record. Lineage: Eukaryota; Ichthyosporea; Ichthyophonida. The transcript has a single exon.